This is a messenger RNA of Lymnaea stagnalis (great pond snail), 5330 nucleotides long. The record is from the annotation of a GenBank genome assembly. NCBI's taxonomy places the organism in Eukaryota, Metazoa, Mollusca, Gastropoda, Lymnaeidae.
GUCGAAGGUCACACAACGCUAUACAAAGCUGCUGUAAACAUGUCGGGCUAUCAACUUCCAGGAGACUACGGCUAUGUAGCAUUUGUUGUUGCUGGAAGCUGGGGUGUUCUAAAUUAUUUAGGGUUUCGAGUGAUGCAAGCCAGGAAAAAGUAUGAUGUGCAGGUCAGUACAACUACAAGAGUGAUUUUAUGGCGAGUAGAAUUCCAUUUGUUAUUUUUUGCCGAAUCAUCCCCCCGGCCCCGGCCGGUGUCAAGAAUUGUAACUUUGUUGUGUGAUGGAACUUUUUUCGAUAUCAAUAGUAUUAGAUUCAUUGAGCCUGAUAGACUCACAUGUCUAUAAGCUUAUAAUUAUAAUAUAUUUAUUGCCCUAUAUUUUUAUAUUGCCAUACAAAUUAAAAUUAUAUUUUUAUAAUCUAAUAAUACAUAGACAUCACUAUGACAGAUUCAUAUAUCAUAUAUCAUAUAGUCAUAUUAUAUUAAAAGUCUGCUACUCUGACCUAAAAAGUUACAGAUUAACCCUUUGAGACAGAGCCAUUUUUACCUGUCUGUGCCAAGAAGACAGAGACAAUUUCACAAACUUUCACUUGCAAAAAAAAAAGUUAUAGAAAGGAAAAUAAUACUAAUAUUAAUAUACUAAUUGACUAAUUCAAAUAUAAAACUCUGUAAAUUUUGAGAGAGGAAGCCACGAUUUUCUUAAUGUCAGUCAUCUUGGUUGACGCGAUCCAUGAAGUCACGUGAAGUGUCAUCCAAGAUGGCAGCCAAAAAGUAGUGCAAAACAUGUGUUAUUAUAUAGGAAGGGGAGGGAAAAAAAUGUGUUAAUUCAAACCAAAAAAAAUGAAAGGAAAGAAAAAAAUUAAUAGCAUUUUUGAAAAUCUAUCCCUAAACCUAACCUGAACCCUAAACUAAGCAGGGUUUUGACCCUAUCGAAACCAGGCUUUUGACCCUCUUGGAACCAGGCUUUUGACCCUAUCCUGAACUCCCUAACUCGAUCCCUAAACCGUUAGUAAAUCUAACCUGAACCCUAAAUCUACCCCUAAACCUAACCUAAACCCUAAAACUACCCCUAAAGCUGCAAGUAAAACACAUGGAAUUUACACAAAGAAAAGUAGGAAAAUGAACAAAAAAAAAUUAAAAAAUGGCCAAAAAUAAAUUAUAAAAUAAAGAAAUAAUGAAAACCCAACUUACAGUUUCAUGAAAUACACUUUUACACACUUUAUUUCAGGUUCCACCGAAAAUAAUAUCCACAAAAUGAAAAGAGCACAAGACCUGACGUGAGGCCAAAAUCUAGCAAAUGCGGCGGCACGAAUAAAAUAUGAAGCCAACCAAUGAUAAUUUAAAAUUAUAAUUAAUCAACCAAUUAAAAUUUUAAUACAAAACAUGUCAUUAGUGUAUGAAUACUAAUCCAUGACAAAAUAAUUCUCUAAAAAUAAACAAAGGGAUGUGACUCCCACACGUAAACACAGAAAAGACGUAGUGGCAUCCACAACCAGGUUUAGCAAACUCUCUGUAUAUAUAUAUAUAUAUUUUCAAACUCUACUACCCGAAUGAUUCCCACUCCCCUCUUACCGAUAAAUGAUGCUGCUGGGUGCCGUCUAUGGCUUGACAUGUAAAUAGUUCUGGGUUGGGCAGGGUGAAUAAUAUUUUUUUUAAUAAUAUAAAUAUAAUUAAAGACAGCUGUUUUUAGUUGAAUAAUUGUAUGUAACUUUUUAAUGUCAAUAUGUUUACUAAUAUUUUUAUGUGAAGCACUGUGAGCCCAGCCCAAGGCUGGGGUACCGCGCUAUAUAAGAACACUCAGUAACACUUUAAUAAUAAUAAUAUUUUUGUAGAGAAUUGAAUUAACUAAUACGAUCUUAAUGAAUCAAAGUGAAAUUUCAACAUUUAUGAAAAUUAGAUAUCCUGAUUUCGAUAAAUUAUGGAUGCAAUUUUAUGUAAACUUUAUAACAACAUUAAUUGCUUGCAGAAUUUCAUUGUAUUUUCUGAGUGUUAAAGCCUAAAUCAUUCCUAAAAAAAUAUUUAAAUGAGAUGCAAUAUGAAAGUGAAAAACUGCAAAAAAUAUUCCACUUGGGUCGUUAAUGCCUCUUGUCAUAUUUCAAGGUCUCAUAUUUUUUAAGUAUAUUUGGGGAAGCAAGGUAAAUAAAAAUUGAUGUAAAAUAACAGAACACCGUAAACUCACAUAGGAAGCUGUCUUAAAAAUGGCCAGAUGAGCAAGAAAAGAAGAAGUAGUCUUAUUAGCUGGUAGAUCUACAAAGACCAGCCAGUCUAUCUUGAGGCUUUAAUAUGCAUCACCAUUCUUCUUUUUCGCCAUUCGACUAUGGACCUAUAGAUCUGCCCAGCUGUCUGAAGAGGGUUAAAAACAAAAUAUAAUGUAUCAGCAUAGGCUAAGCGGGGCAAAAGACCUGGGGGAGGUGCAAUGUUUCCCUAGACACUUUUAAAAAGUUUAGCACUGUUUUUGCUUAUCUGUUUGCAAUACAAUUGAAAAUCAUUUGUAUACAUCACUUAAUUGUAAAUUGAAUUCUACUUUAAAAUUCUUGAAAGUCUCCAAAUUGAUAUUCAUUGUCGAUGAACGUCAUGGGGAUUACCUUUUUUUUUAAUCUUUUCCACAGACUGGUGGGUGGGGGGCAGCUUUAAAUCUAUUUAUGCACUCAUGUGGUGUGAAGCAAAAAAGGUUGGGAAAUGGUAGGCUAGGCCCUAGUUAUUUCCUUUCUUAUCCACUGAGCCUAAUGAGCCCAGCUGGCAUAAUAUGUGUAAUGCUAGAAAUGUAUGGCAUUUGUUCUAAAAUAUUUUUAAAAAUUUCCUCAUUAUUGGUAUAUGAAUAAACCCUACCAUACUUUCUCUUUUCUUUUACCUCAAAGUGACACUGAAGUGAUUAACCAUCCUACCAAUUUAAGUUACAUUUGUUCUUUUAGACACCCUAUUAUAAUAAUCAGGCAUCAAUUCUGAGGCGGAACAUCAAAUUUAUCGUAAUUAUAAAAGGUAAGUUCAAAUGUGAUAUCAACAUUUGGAGGAGGGUCUUUGGGUUGCCAGCAUCUAUUGUUUGUUGUCAAAACACUCUUUUUUUAAAUAUUAUUUUAAGCCUAUAAAAGACACAAGCUUUUUGGUUUUAGCCAUACAAUGGGCCAUCUAGUUACUGCAAUGUCCACAUUUACUAAAAUAAUUACUAUAGACCUGAAGUCUUAGUGACCAUAGCUAUUGUAUUCAUUUUUUGUUAGUUACGUGAUUUUAUGGCUAAAGCGUUACCUCAAAAAAAAAAAAAAAAGAAAAAAAAAAAAAAAAAAAAAAAAAAACAAAAAAAAAAAAAAAAAAAAAAAAAAAAAAAAAAAAAAAUAAAAAAUAAAAAAAAAUAAAAAAAAAAAAUAUAAAUAAAAAAAAAAAAAUAAAAAAAAAAAAAAAAAAAAAAAAAAAAAAAAAAAAAAAAAAAAAAAAAAAAAAAAGCUGAUUAAAGUUCCAAUAACUUUCAUUGCUAAAUACGUGGGUGAAAUUUCUGUUACUGUUGUAUACAAUUCAAAUGAGAUUUUGUACAUAGGCGUUCAUUGUAUGUUACAUGGUAUGUGAAAUCAACACCUGGGAUCCAACACAACCUACAUCAACAGCAUAUCAAGAUUCCAACUGGGUGCCAUACACAGAUACAGAAGUGGUCAAACAUGUUUAUUUUCAAUUAAUUAUUUUCUAUCUUUCACAGUACCCCAAGUUGUAUAGCGAAACAAGCCAUGAGUUCAACUGCAUUCAGCGGGCUCACCAAAACACGUAUGUAUAGAAAUUACAAGCAUAUUUAAAAUUGAAUGUUAUUUCAAGACAUUUUUCCUUGACUCAAUGACUUGUAAUAAUUUUCUUUUUCUUCACAUAUUUGUUUCCAUUUUUGGUUUUUGAUAAUUGUUUUUUUUUUUGUUUUUUUAAAUUUAGACUCGAGGUUUAUCCUCAGUUUCUUGGAUUUCUUUUGCUUGGAGGGUUGCAGUUGCCAGUAAGUUUGCUUAAAUGUGUAAUUCAUCAGUGUUAGACUCUAAAAAUGACAUAAGAUAAUUUUUCAUUCAACAUUAAUUAAAACUGUGGUACAAUGUUAUUUUUUAGGUUUCUUAAAGGCAUUUUUUUUUAAGAUCCUCGUAAAUUAAUUCUGGUGUGAUCACUUUUAAUAUGUUUAUUAUUUUUAUUUAUCCUAAUUUUGCUUUAAAAAAAACUACCUUUUUUAAUGAUGUAAUAAUUUCAAUUGUAUUUAAUUUAGUCUUAUAACUCUAUAAAUGAAUAGAGAAAUAUAUAUAUAUAUAAUUGUUCUAAUCUACAGAGAUUGAGUGCUGCUUUUGGAGUUGUCUGGCUUCUCAGCAGGAUUGUGUAUGCCCAUGGCUACUAUACAUUUGGUAAUAAAUUUCCCCAGCUGUAAUGUUUUCAUGUGUUUAGCUGCUCCUCCUUUACAACAGUCUGGAUUUUGCUUGUGUAGAAAUCAUCAUAGAUUGCUUUAAAUCUUUUCAGAUCCAGCCAAGAGAAACCGUGGUGCCUUCGGAUACAUUGGGUUUCUUGGCCUGCUUGUCAACACAGUUUUGUUUGGCCUCAACACAACAGGUUUUAUCUAACUUGCUGCCAUGACUUGAAAUCAUCAACUCAUUUUUCUCGUUUUUAUAAAUUUAAAAAAGUUGCCCAUUAUACCAUCAUAAUUAUACUUAUACAGUAGUUUUAUUGAUGAUACUGUAAGUAUAGAUUGAUAGUUUUUUUCUAGCGGAGACCACGUCUUCACUGGAAAAAUAUGUUGAUCAAGCUUGUUGCUGUAAUUUUUUUAAAGCUUGAAAAAUUGUAUUGGGCAGAAUUUUGAGUCAAUUUAUCAUAAAGCAUUUGAUGAAACUUAAUUAAACAAUUCCCUAAAAAAAUGUGUGCAUUGCUUUAAAAUAAAAAGGAAAUGCAAGUCAAUAGUUGAUUUUUUAAAUUUCAUUAAUAUUAUCCACAGCUUUUAAUUUUAAUUGGAAAAAUUCAAAAAUUGAUGUUAAAUUCUAGUUACCUCCCUUUCUUAACAGAGUUUACUUUUUUUGCAAGAAAUUUUUUUUUUACUAUUGCUGUCAAAUAAUUAAGUUGACCCAAUCUUUCCAGUCGUGUUGAUUGUUAAAUUUUACUACAAAUUGUAUUCAUUAAAUUUAAUGGCAUCACUGAAUUGUGUAAUAAUUGUUCACCUUCAUAUACAUUUGCAAACACAUUUUUUCUACUGUAUUUUAUGAAGAGGACAUUAAAAGUAAAUCAAAGUACCGAAAAGAAAGAAAAAUGUGUUGAAAUUGUAUGAAAUAGAUUGGAUAUGAAUGAUGAGGUGUUUUAAGUUUUGAGAAGGAUGUUAACACAGAUGGGUGAACAAGAGAG